AUGGCUUCCCUGAUCCACUACUGCUGUGUCACAGUUCCUGUCACGAAUGGCCACCCUCCUCCCGUGCCUGAUGUCACGCUGUUCCCGCGUAUCUGUUUUGUGUCUGAUUGUCUUGCUUAUUUAAGCCCUGUGGUUUGGUCUUCUGCUUGUUGGUCUAGGCUGGACUUGCUCAAGGGAGAAGGAGACACUGGGUGGACAUACAGCUGGUAUAAGGAUGGCAACACUAUCUACCCAUACAUCACAUCCAAUACAUACACAUUCAACUUUGUUGUACAGUAUGACAGUGGUACAUACACCUGCAGAGGGUACAGGGGAAGAGACUCUCAGAGCUCAGAGAUCAGUAAUGCUGUUACAUUAACUGUGUCAGAGAGACCCCAAGCAUUACUGAGUGUGUCUCCACAGAGCUGGCUGACUGAAGGAGUCUCAGUGAGUCUAAGCUGUGAGGUCAGAGACUCCUCUACAGGCUGGACAUUCAGCUGGUACAGAGCUGUUCCCUACAGAGAAUGUUUAAGUCCAGUAACAGACAUUCAUGGCUAUGUGAGGUAUUGUGUUGAGCUCCUCUCAGAGAGUAGCAGAAGAGCUGGAGGCUCCUACACUCUCAGUCCUGCUGCUCUACAUCACACAGGAGUUUAUGUGUGCAGAGCAGAGAGAGGAGAACCAGCCUAUCAGACACAGUACAGCAACACACAGCCACUAUGGAUCACUGGUGAGGACAUACAACAGCUGUGUAUGUGUGUGUGUGUGUGUGUGUGUGUGUGUGUG
Molecule: messenger RNA, 762 nt
Organism: Electrophorus electricus (electric eel)
Lineage: Eukaryota; Metazoa; Chordata; Actinopteri; Gymnotiformes; Gymnotidae
Source: RefSeq, a predicted model, not a curated record